GAGAGAGAGACUAGGGGCCUGUGAAAAGCAGAGCAUAUGGUCUCGUGACGUAACGCCGGUCGUUGCGGACGUUCUGACAACACUGCCCGUGUGUGUGUGUGCGCGCGCGCGCGCGUGUUUGUGUGCGCCCGCUGCUCAGGAUUACUCCCGACGUAUCCUAACCCAACAAACCGUCUCAUCUCUGAUGCAUUCCGCAAAACACGCGCCACAAUAAGCAAUGAACACCGUGACCGCCGCCACCUGCCUGCUCGUCGCCGGCUUCAGCUGCUAUAUGUACGGCAGCGAUGUCUUGUUAUCGCUGCUCCGUGUCUCUCUUGCAGACUCCUCCAUGCCCGAGCCGGGAGCUGCUCCGCGGCGGAGCCCGCAGGGAGUACCCUACGCCGACCUGCCGCACAUCGUCAACGCCGACGGACUGCACCUGUUCUGCCGCUACUGGGAGCCCGCCGCCCAGCCAAGGGCUCUGGUGUUGAUUGUCCACGGGGCCGGGGAGCACUGUGGGCCGUACGAUGAGAUCGCACAGAAGCUGAAGGAAGUGUCGCUGCUGGUGUUUGCACACGACCACGUUGGCCAUGGUCAGAGUGAAGGAGAGAGGAUGAACGUCAAAGACUUCCAGGUUUACAUCAGAGACUCACUGCAGCACGUUGACCUGAUGAAGUCCUGCCACCCAGACCUGCCCGUCUUCAUCGUGGGUCACUCCAUGGGUGGUGCGAUCUCCAUCCUGACGGCCUGUGAGAGGCCCGCUGACUUUGCCGGAGUGGUUCUGAUAGCUCCGAUGGUCCAGAUGAAUCCAGACUCGGCCACGCCGUUCAAGGUUUUUAUGGCGAAGGUCCUAAACCACAUGCUGCCGAGCCUCACUCUUGGCUCCAUCGAUUCCAAAUGGAUCUCACGGGACAAGAAGCAGGUGGAGACAUAUGCCGCUGAUGAGCUGAACUUCCACGGUGGCAUGCGGGUGUCGUUCGCCAUGCAGCUGAUGGGGGCGACGGCGCGCAUCGAGAGGGAGAUCCCGUCCAUCAGCUGGCCCUUCCUGCUCCUGCACGGCGAUGACGACAAGCUCUGCGACAUCAGAGGCUCCAAGAUGAUGUACGAGAACGCUCCGGCCUCAGACAAGAAAAUCAAGGUUUUCGAGGGAGGCUACCACAGCCUUCACCACGACCUCCCAGAGGUGGUCGAGUCCGUGCUGAAGGAGGUGACCAGCUGGAUCACAGAGCACCUCCCUCUUAUGACUUCGCAGCAACCGCAAGGCUCCUAGAAUCGGGACUUUGACAAACCGGUCAGCGCUCCAAGGGAACUGCCAACCUCAUUCCAAGAGGCCUGCUCACUUUCCAGUCAGGCAAAACAACACUACUACUACACUCUCUGGCCUGGGUAAUACAUUCGGGCAUGUAGACUUUAUUUUCUCUGUAUAAAAAGCGUAAUGACUUCAUCCUCUGGGCACAAACUGUACAAAACUAAAUAUGUCAACCUCAAACUAAGUUACUCUGAUUUAAAUUGGAUGAUGGGGUCAGAAACCACGUCUUAUUGUACUUCAGUUUCCCUGCAAAGCAUUUGAUCAGGGAUGUGUCUCAUGUAUUACAGUCAGCGGGCUUAUUUGGCAACCAUGUGAUCAUCUCCAGUGGACCUCACUGGGGUGCAGCUCAAGUUAAUUAAAAUGUAAGCUACAAUGUGCUGGGGUUCAAAGUGCAAUAAUAAAGUUUCCUCCACAUUUAUACACACAAGUUUAAGAAUUACAUUAUUAAUCUGCACAGGCACAUUUCCUCUUUGCUCAUCCACCCUGAGGAGACAGGUCAGAGGUCAGGAUCAGCAGGGGGACAGCCCCUCUGGAGCCGCUGUCGGUCCAGUGCAGGGUGAGCGAUCAACAUCUCGGUCCUCACGUAGCUCUACUGUCAGCAGCGUAUGAGUAACACACAUCAGUGGAUACAAAACAGAUUUGACGGAGACAGUUUUGAUAGUCUUUUGACACUUAUAUAGUAACUUAUAAACUUAUUCUGUAAGCACGUGACUGUAUAUAUAACAAAUCCUCUCUUCUCCUGACUUCCGCAUCUCCCGAUUCUUUGGCACGGUAUUACAUUACUUCCCCACCACCUCCAUUUAUUGACUGAGUUACCAAUGGACACGACGACUCUCAAAGGGUGCAAAGUUCAAAAGCCCCCCCCCCCCCCCCCC
This is a messenger RNA of Anarrhichthys ocellatus (wolf-eel), 2163 nucleotides long. It is a transcript of the gene mgll, whose product is annotated as monoglyceride lipase. The record is from RefSeq and is a predicted model, not a curated record. NCBI's taxonomy places the organism in Eukaryota, Metazoa, Chordata, Actinopteri, Perciformes, Anarhichadidae. The transcript has 7 exons. Bases 218 to 1249 code for a protein of 343 amino acids.